Molecule: messenger RNA, 2137 nt
Organism: Pogonomyrmex barbatus (red harvester ant)
Lineage: Eukaryota; Metazoa; Arthropoda; Insecta; Hymenoptera; Formicidae
Gene: Sting
Product: transmembrane protein sting
Biological process (GO): autophagosome assembly; positive regulation of type I interferon production; activation of innate immune response
Cellular component (GO): autophagosome; endoplasmic reticulum membrane
Molecular function (GO): 2',3'-cyclic GMP-AMP binding; cyclic-di-GMP binding
Source: RefSeq, a predicted model, not a curated record
AGCGACGUCGGCAACGCUAAUAGGUUCUCCGCGCGCAUAUAUCACGCGAUCAUGAGAGUCCGUUUGGAUAAGCCUUUAAACGUCGUUUCCUGCUAUAUUUUGAUACAGAAUACGCGGAAGAGAGACGGGCGUGUCGUCGCACGCCAUUCCAGGUGGCCGCGAUUAUCCUGUGGAUUUCUUCGAAGUUUAUCACGCUUGAAAAGUUCCUUUCUUUUUCCGCCUUUAUCAGCGGACUGACGUGAGCACGAGUCGGAACGAGUCGACGACGGCGUCCCGGCGAGGAUGGAAGGCGACAGAGAUUCGUCGGUCGAUCGCAGGGUGAAGGCUUACGGUCCCGUUCUCUUCGUCCUCUUCGCCUUCGCCGCGUACAACGUGACGAAGAACGGAGCGGUGGUGACGUCGUUGAUCGCGACCGUUCUCGUCACGUCCGUGUUCCUCGUGCUCCUCCUCAUCGGCAACGUGACGCUGCGGCUGUGCCAGACGUUGUUCUCGAUCGUCACGCACGUGAGCCAGCACUCGGACGAGAGUGUCUGGUCGAUCGUGAGCUAUAACUUCUCCCUGAAUACCGCGUCGGCGACGACCGUCGUCUUCGGCGCGCUGCUCUUCCUCGGCUUGACCAUCACCAUACGGAGAUGUCCGCUGAGCUACGCGUGGGAUUUUGGUCCGUACGUAUGCUGCCCGCUGAUAAUAUUCGUCUAUUGCCUGGCGAGGAUGAUCGAUCUGGACGAGUGGGAGUCGAGACUUCAGUUCGAUCUCAGUUUCAUGAAGGGACUGGAUUACGGCACCGGUAUGGCGUAUAGCUUUUACUACGGUUACCUGCGACUAAUCCUACCGUCCACCGGCACCGCCAGCAAGAGCAUAAUCGAGAAGAUUGAAAACUUUGAGGACAAUCAUAAUGUCACUUUCCCGAUACACAGGCUGUUCAUUCUGAUACCGUCGUCCGGAUACAUUCCACCGGAUCUCAAGGACGCGUCCUAUCAGUGGAUGGAGAGCGCGCGGGAGCUGGAGGAGGAGAAACGCAGCCGAGCCGGUAACAUCGGCAGAGUAUACCGCAACAACGCCUACAAGAUAUAUCCCGGUGGAAGAAUGUCGGGUGCCGAGCCGGUAUACGCGGUGGUAGAAGGCGCGUCGGCUCUGUUAACGUAUCACGAGGUACAGAAACACAAUCAUCCUGAAUCGGUCGUGUACAAACGUUAUAAAAAGGAAAUCAUACAAAUCUUCCAUAAAAAACUAUAUGAGAUCUUACAGAGCGAACCAGAUACGAGAGAUUUGUGUGAAUUAAUUUAUUAUGACGAUUAUGAUUCGCAAGGAACCAAGGUCAAUGUCGCCGAAAUAAUACUGAAAAGAAUAGCCAAAAUGAAAAAGUCCGCAUGAGUGGUAAAACCCAUAUACGUAUGCAAACGUUCUUUUGUGAUAAAUUUUUUUAAAUGUAUGUGUUUAAUGAUGUAUUUCUAAUAUGGUCGAAUGUGAUUAUAUUAUUCUGCAUUGGUACAUUUUGCGCUCUAAAGACCUGCGUUGCAGAAGAAUUUAUUAAAAACAGGAUAUAAGUUUGACGAAAUGUUUAAUGCCCAAAAAAUUUCUUUUCAAAGAAUUAUAAUAUUAACAAAACUGAUUUUAUAUAUAAGUUUUUAGAGCGCAAUGAUUCAAUUUAUGAUUUCAAUUUGCAAGAGCAUACAUGACGUACAAUAUUGCGCAAUUUAUAAAUGACAUUCGAUGUAAUUUAUACCGUUCUAUCAUUUUAUUCAUACAGAGCUUUCUCUCUUUUUUUAUUCUGAUUUUUCAUACUUUGACCUACUUUUAUAAAUUUUAGCAAGUUAGAAAUGUUGUGAUGAUGAAACAAAGUCAAGACUCUCUUUAGAUUUAUAAUUUUUCUCAAAGAUGAAGGUGUGUGCCAAUUCGAAAUCAUAUUAACGCAUAAGCAUAAAAUUUUAUAAUUUCAAAAUUCGAAAUUUUUUUAUUUCAAUAUACAAAUUUUAUCAUAUACUGUUAAUAUAUAUGUAUACAUAUACAUACGUAUACAUACAUAUAUGUGUGUGUGAUUUAAUCGGCUGUUCUUGGUCAAGAAUACACGAGUACAAUUUUUCUCCGGUCGUGUGAUUUUUGUACGAUGUACAAGAUAAAAAUAAAAUGUAUGUAU